AUGGAGCGCAAGCUCUCCCAGAAAGCGCUUCGUAUGCGCCAGCGCUUCACUUUCAGCCGUGGUCGAGACCGCGCAUCUACUAUUCCCCCGUCUGGUGCCACUAGCACCCCCAGCACCCGCCCGCGCUCCGCUACAACGCCCAUCUCGUCCCAUUCUAACUCUACCAUCCACCCGACGUACUACAGGACCAGUACGGACCACACUCGCUAUUUCCACUUUACAGAUGAACCGGGCUAUUUUCGUCCUGACACGCCUCUAAUCGACCGACAGUCCGUCCCUGAAGAACUAGAAGACGACGUUAAACAUGCCUGCGCACUGCUGGUCCAAAGCGUUGACCGCGGUCUACCAAUAUGGCCGUCUUUCCAGUCAGAACACCGGCCCAACACAACCACCGCCAAAGUAUCCAGUCCCAUCGCCCCCUCGAGAUUCUACUAUCAAGGCGUGAGUAUGUCCCCCGCCGCCGUAGACAAUCAAAUUGCGAUCCCCGUCGACAAAACGCACGACUCGGGCGUAGCAUUCCAACAAAGCGUCACGUCCGCAGCUACAGGACGCUUCUACGGUAGUCAAAUCUCAACAUCGCGCCCUGAACAAUCACAAGAAGACGCUCAACGCGGCCAGAGCUUCAAUACAGACGCAACGCCCGUCUCACGUUCGCGCUCGCGCUCCCUCAGCCCAGACAUGUUCCCCUACAGCCCGCCACAAGUCGACACGCUCUGGCCACACGUCAAAGACAUCUCCUUUCAAACAUCAGACGCACUAUUCGCAGAUACAGACGCCGACCCCGAAAAAGAAACAGACGUGGAGACCCACCUCGGCGUGGAGGGCAUGACCUGGCUCCGCGCAAGUCUAGAUAUCGCCCGCAUCGACUCUGAAAACCCACCCAUUACGAUCAAUAUCAACGUCACUACUAUGCCGGUCGUUGCUCCGCGCCGGUUCUACAGUACCCGGCAACCACGUGCGAGUGAGCGCGGUUACGGUGUCGUGGGUGCGACGUGGGAUGGAUCGCAUAGUCGGACUCCGAGUGUUGACGAUGCGGACUCGGUGCAGAGCUUCUCGAGUGCGGAGGAUGGAGCACGGAGAUUUUAUCAGCCGCAGAGGUCGGUUUCGUCUGGUGGGCUUCAGCAGGGGGAUGAGGAUCGUGUGUAUGCGAUUGUGUCGGGUGGUGGACAGCGGCGGAGGAAGGCGUCGCUUUUGUUGAGGAAGUUGGCCGGGUUGGGGAGGAAGAAGGAUGGGGAUGGAUUGGAGAGUCGGCGUGUGGUUGUUGCUGUUUGA
Penicillium daleae is the source of this 1272-nucleotide messenger RNA. RefSeq lists its product as uncharacterized. Lineage: Eukaryota; Fungi; Ascomycota; Eurotiomycetes; Eurotiales; Aspergillaceae. The transcript has a single exon. The record is from RefSeq and is a predicted model, not a curated record. The coding region runs from base 1 to 1272 and encodes 423 amino acids.